Molecule: messenger RNA, 1760 nt
Organism: Tricharina praecox
Lineage: Eukaryota; Fungi; Ascomycota; Pezizomycetes; Pezizales; Pyronemataceae
Product: delta-9 fatty acid desaturase
Exons: 2
Coding region: 241-1641 (466 amino acids)
Biological process (GO): unsaturated fatty acid biosynthetic process
Cellular component (GO): endoplasmic reticulum membrane
Molecular function (GO): stearoyl-CoA 9-desaturase activity; iron ion binding; heme binding
Source: RefSeq, a predicted model, not a curated record
AUCGAUAUCGGAUAUCUCGCUCGCUCGCUGCAGGAGACGCCCUUCUCUAAACGGCAAGGCAACAACAACCUUCCACCCGCACUCCACAAAAAAACUAUAACCACCACUCGCUUUCCGCCUACUUUACCUCCUUCCUUCGAACACACACCACAACACACCCCCUCUUCCCAGAGGCACCCACCACUAUCACUAUCCGCCUUUGACCCCCAACACCAGUUUGAUUUCAACCUUCAAACCGAUAUGCAAGCGGGAAUGUCUACAGAAGCAAUGGCAGACUACGAACAGCGGAAGGCGAACGCAAUUGCGCGUGCCAACCGCCCCCACAUCACUGAUCAGCCCAUGACGAUGAAGAACUGGUGGAAGCACCUCAACCUUCUCAACACCUACCUGAUCAUCUUCGUCCCGAUGCUCGGUCUCUGGGGUGCAUACUACACCCCGCUCUCGUGGCCUACCCUGAUCUGGUCGAUCGUCUACUACUACAACACCGGUCUCGGAAUCACGGCGGGAUACCAUCGUCUCUGGGCUCACUCUUCGUACUCGGCUUCGUUGCCCCUGAAGAUCUAUUUGGCUGCCGUUGGAGGAGGUGCCGUCGAGGGUUCUAUCCGCUGGUGGUCCCGGGACCACCGUGCCCACCACAGAUACACCGACACCGAGAAGGACCCCUACUCGGUCCGCAAGGGUCUCCUGUACUCGCACAUCGGAUGGAUGGUCAUGAAGCAGAACCCCAAGAAGGUCGGACGUACCGACAUCUCGGACCUGAACACUGAUCCCGUCGUCGUCUGGCAGCACAAGCACUACCUCUGGGUCGUCGUCUUCAUGGGCCUCGUCUUCCCCACUCUCGUCGCUGGUUUCGGAUGGGGUGACUGGAUCGGUGGCUUCAUCUACGCCGGAAUCCUCCGCAUCUUCUUCGUCCAGCAGGCCACCUUCUGCGUCAACUCGCUCGCUCACUGGCUCGGUGACCAGCCUUUCGAUGACCGCAACUCGCCCCGUGACCACGUCAUCACCGCUCUCGUCACUCUCGGAGAGGGAUACCACAACUUCCACCACGAGUUCCCCAGCGACUACCGUAACGCCAUCGAGUGGUUCCAGUACGACCCCACCAAGUGGUGCAUCUGGACCUGGAAGCAGCUCGGCUUCGCCUAUGACCUGAAGCAGUUCCGUUCCAACGAGAUCGAGAAGGGUCGCAUCCAGCAGCUCCAGAAGAAGAUUGACCGCAAGCGCGCCACCCUCGACUGGGGUGUUCCCCUCGAGCAGCUCCCCGUCAUGGAAUUCGAGGACUUCAAGGAGGAGUGCCGCAACGGCCGUGCCCUCGUCCUGAUCGCCGGUGUCGUCCACGAUGUCUCCCCCUUCGUCAAGGAGCACCCCGGAGGAAAGGCCAUGAUCAACUCUGGAAUCGGCAAGGACGCGACCGCCAUCUUCAACGGAGGUGUCUACGAGCACUCGAACGCCGCCCACAACCUCCUCUCCAACUUCCGUGUCGCCGUCGUUCGCGGCGGUUGCGAGGUAGAGAUCUGGAAGCAGGCUACCAAGGAGAACAAGGAGGCAGUUUCCGCCAUCGACUCUUCGGGCCAGCGCAUCGUCCGCGCUGGUCAGCAGGUGACAAGGAUGGCUGAGCCUCUGGUUGCCGCGCCCGCUUCGUAGGCCGAUUCUCUCUCUCUCUCUCUCUCUCUCUCUUUCUCUCUCCCUCCUCUCUUUGAUACUUUUGUACAAUCAUGAUUUUUACGAACUUCAAAGGGAAGGGAAGAAGAAGCGGGAUUGGG